CUGCUACUGCUCUCUCUCCCCUCCCCGCGAGAGGCCGAGAACGACGACCCGCCUCGCCUCCCUCGCCGGAAAUCCUGGUUUCCUCGGCGACCGGAGGAUAUUUCUCCGAUCGCUCCUUCGGAUCGCUCAGUUCGACGCAGAGACGACCUUGGUCUCACCAUGCUUCUUCGUUGUGUGUCCUGAUCUCACCGUACGGGGUGAGCGUCGAGAGGCUAUGGAUUCCUCCGGCGGCGACGCGGCCUCGCCACCUGAUCGCGAGGCGAUGAAUGAGAAGGGGAGGCUCUACGUGUUGCUCCGAUUGUUUGUCGCUCUUCUCUUCCCGGUCGUCGUCUUCUUCUCUUCGUCGUUUUUGAUCGGCGUCGUCGCUCUCCUUGUCAGUAAUUUCUCGAUCCCGAGCCCUAUGACCCUACCUUCCGAGUGCAAAAUCGUCUCCAGCAGUGUGGACAUAAGAUCGUCUAAAGUUUGCGAGCUUGGGCUGUUGAAUUACAACGCCAAGAUUGUUUUCAGUUCGUCCGAGAAAAGGAAAUUCCGGUGCCAUUAUGAUUACUAUUGGGCUUCAGUAUUUAAGGUAGAAUAUAAGGAUCAUUUAUCGGGUCAGACUCGACUAGCACUUGCAGAGGCCCCAAACGAGGCCCUUCCUGCUGAUUGCAGACCUGGUUUUGGUGUUGCUUGGUUGACCAAAGAUAAAUUUAAGGUAAAUAAUACUUAUGACUGCUGGUAUACAUCAAGCAGUUCUAAAGUAAGCAUCUAUCACGAUGACUUCUUCAGUUGCCAAGCGAAAGAUCCAUCUGCAAUGGAGAUGAUGAGGAGAUACUAUAUAUUGUUCUCAGAGAUUUUCAAAUCCUGGGUAACCGGCAAGAUCAGAGCUAGAUAUUGGAAAUGGGAAACAAUUGCUGGGGUGUUUACUGGUUUUUCAACCUCCUUAAUAUCAAUGAGUUUUAUCCGACUCUUUCAACAGAUGAAAUCUCGGCAUUGGGUGCGUCCAACCGGGAUGCUUCCUUGCACAGAUCUUGUUGAUUAUUGUACUUAGCAGAAAAGAGAGAAACGGUUGCUCAGCAAGCGUUUGGUUUUUGUGUGGAAUAUAGGGAUGUAUGUAGUGACGGGGAAGUAAAAGGAAAAGGCAAUUCAAAAUGCUGCUGGUGAUGUACUAAUCAUCCUGAAUUUGUGAUGUGACAUGUGUUUUGAGUAUAUCUCUUGUCCCAGCUAAUAUCAUUGUUUAACUAGACGAGCGGGAAAAAACAACAGAACUAGUUUAUGGUCCUUUUAUUGCAGAAUAUGUGGAGAGUGAGGCUGCAAUUUGAUUUCUAUUUACAGUGGGCUACCAGUAGAGUUAGUAUU
Messenger RNA from Rhodamnia argentea, 1338 nucleotides. RefSeq lists its product as uncharacterized. Bases 215 to 1030 code for a protein of 271 amino acids. NCBI's taxonomy places the organism in Eukaryota, Viridiplantae, Streptophyta, Magnoliopsida, Myrtales, Myrtaceae. The record is from RefSeq and is a predicted model, not a curated record. The transcript has 6 exons.